This is a messenger RNA of Ficedula albicollis (Collared flycatcher), 2622 nucleotides long. RefSeq names its product T-box 3 (gene TBX3). NCBI's taxonomy places the organism in Eukaryota, Metazoa, Chordata, Aves, Passeriformes, Muscicapidae. Gene Ontology annotation, biological process: central nervous system development; cell fate specification; regulation of transcription by RNA polymerase II. Gene Ontology annotation, cellular component: nucleus. The transcript is spliced from 10 exons. Bases 219 to 2414 code for a protein of 731 amino acids. Gene Ontology annotation, molecular function: DNA-binding transcription factor activity, RNA polymerase II-specific; RNA polymerase II cis-regulatory region sequence-specific DNA binding. The record is from RefSeq and is a predicted model, not a curated record.
AAAAAAAAAAGGAAGUGGGUGAAAGAAGGAAGAGAUCCUGAUGGAAAUCAGGGCACCCUGACCAGCUCCUGCUUGGGGAGUGAGCAAGGCGAGGCGGAAACGAGAUUUCCCUACAAGUUUUUGCUGCUGAAGGGUGCUCAGGAGCCUUCCUCGGCCGGCGAGGGGAGGAAACCACUCCGGGACUACUCCAGCAGUAGGAAGACCGAGGAGUGGAGUGGAUGAAUUUACCGAUGAGAGAUCCAGUAAUCCCUGGGACAAGCAUGGCUUAUCAUCCUUUUUUACCGCACCGGGCACCGGACUUUGCCAUGAGCGCUGUGUUGGGACAUCAGCCUCCCUUCUUCCCGGCUCUGGCUUUGCCUCCCAAUGGGGCGGCCGCCCUCUCCCUUCCCGGGGCACUGGCUAAACCCAUCAUGGAUCAGCUAGUGGGGGCUGCAGAGACUGGUAUUCCCUUUUCUUCCCUGGGUCACCAGGCAGCAGCCCAUCUGAGGCCUUUAAAAACUCUGGAGCCAGAAGAAGAGGUAGAAGACGAUCCAAAAGUGCAUCUGGAAGCUAAAGAGCUUUGGGAGCAGUUCCAUAAAAGAGGCACGGAGAUGGUGAUUACCAAAUCGGGAAGGAGAAUGUUUCCUCCAUUUAAAGUGAGAUGCACUGGACUGGAUAAAAAGGCCAAGUACAUUUUAUUGAUGGAUAUUGUGGCGGCCGAUGAUUGUAGGUACAAAUUCCAUAAUUCCCGGUGGAUGGUAGCCGGCAAGGCUGACCCUGAAAUGCCAAAGAGAAUGUACAUCCACCCGGACAGCCCGGCCACCGGCGAACAAUGGAUGUCCAAAGUCGUCACCUUUCACAAGCUGAAGCUCACUAACAACAUCUCUGACAAGCACGGAUUUACCAUUUUAAACUCCAUGCACAAGUACCAGCCCCGGUUCCACAUCGUCCGAGCCAACGAUAUCCUCAAGCUUCCUUACAGCACGUUCAGGACCUACGUUUUCCCGGAGACUGAAUUCAUCGCAGUGACCGCAUACCAGAAUGAUAAGAUCACGCAAUUAAAAAUUGACAACAACCCCUUUGCCAAAGGUUUUCGGGACACCGGGAAUGGAAGGAGGGAAAAGAGGAAGCAGCUGACCCUGCAGUCCAUGCGGGUGUACGACGAGAGGCAGAAGAAGGAGAAUCCCACCUCGGACGAGUCGUCCAAUGAGCAGACGGCCUUCAAGUGCUUUGCCCAGUCCUCGUGUCCGGCCGUGCCUGCCGUGGGCACCUCCAGCCUCAAAGAUCUCUGUCCCAGCGAGGGAGACAGCGACGCAGACAGCAAAGACGAUCCCUUGCUAGAAGGCAACGAGUCGGGCAAAAUCAGCACGACCACCGCCGCCACCCCAGCGCCGGCCAGCUCCGCUGCCACCGCGGGGGACGACCCCCGGGACAAGGGCGGCAGCCCCUCCAAAAGCCACUUCUUCCCUGGGGACUCGGCAGGGAGUCGGAGCCGAGAGAGGACUGAGAAGGCCCCUCCGGACUCUCGGCACAGCCCGGCUACCAUCUCUUCCAGCACCCGGGGGGGAAGCCUGAGCGGCGAGGAACUGAAAAGCCCCCUCAGGGAUGGCCCCAAAGUAGAUGAGAACCGACUGCUGGGGAAAGAGCCCUUCACCCCCCUGACGGUGCAAACCGACAGCACGGCCCACCUGAGCCAGGGACACUUGCAGAACCUCGGCUUUCCCCCUGCCCUGGCCGGCCAGCAGUUCUUCAACCCGCUGGGGAACGGGCACCCGCUGCUGCUGCACCCCGGGCAGUUCGCCAUGGGGGGAGCGUUCUCCGGCAUGGCCGCGGGCAUGGGGCCCCUCCUCGCCACCGUCUCCGGGGCAUCCGCCGGGGUCUCGGGACUGGACAACACGGUCAUGGCCACGGCGGCGGCCCAGGGACUCUCGGGAGCAUCGGCGGCUGCUUUGCCUUUCCAUCUGCAGCAGCACGUCCUGGCUUCACAGGGCCUGGCCAUGUCUCCUUUCGGCAGCCUUUUCCCCUACCCCUACACCUACAUGGCGGCGGCGGCCGCCGCCUCCAGCGCCGCUUCCAGCUCGGUGCACCGGCACCCGUUCCUGAGCGCCGUGCGGCCGCGGCUCCGCUACAGCCCCUACCCGCUGCCCGUGCCGCUGUCGGACGGCAGCAGCCUGCUCACCACCGCGCUGCCCGGCCUGGCCGCCGCCUCCGGGGAGGGCAAGGCGGGCGGGCUGAGCGCCAGCCCCGGCUCCGUGCCCCUGGACUCCGCCUCGGACCUCACCAGCCGCUCCUCCACCCUCUCGUCCGGCUCCGUGUCGCUGUCCCCCAAGCUGGGCGCGGACAAGGAAGCGGCCACCAGCGAACUGCAAAACAUCCAGCGCCUGGUCAGUGGGCUCGACCCCAAGCAGGACAGAUCCCGCAGCGGCUCCCCGUAACCCCGGCCUCCGGGAGCUCAUUUCAAAUCAGUCUCUCAGUGCACUUUGUUUGAAAGAAACCACAUCCUCCACCCCGCGAGUGUUUUGGUUUUGUUUUUGCCCCUUCCUUUAUUUUUUUUCUUUCUAUUUUUUUUUUUUUUUUAUAUAAAAUCCCGCGGCGUUGUGUGCGUGCUUAACAACAAAAAGGUGGGGCAGGGAAAAAGGGGUA